GCCCGGGGGAUUGGGCCGGCACAAUGACAUGCCUAUGGUCGGUGGUGGAUUGGGAUCGAAUAUAAUCACACACAGCUCACAGACUCCCUCGACCUUGGACGACGGCGAGCACACACUGAUCAAGUGUUAUCCUGCCAUCUCCUCAUCCGCAACUCCGUCUGUCCUUCCUGCCCCGUCGUCGCCCCAUCUACACGUCCUGAAACGUAAAAAUCCGACACGAUGCCCGUCGCUACCACUCGACCUCUCGUCCCCGGAGUCUGGGCUCCCAUCCCCACCUUUUUCGAUGCCAACGAGGAGAUCGACGUUCCGACGUUUGUCGCCCACACCGUCCGUCUGGCACAGGCCAAGAUGAACCCCGUCAUCUGCGGUUCCAUGGGUGAAGCUCAUCACCUGACAAACGAAGAACGUACGACCUUGAUUAAAGCCGCACGAAAGGGUCUCGAUGAGGCUGGAUUGAACGAUGCGACCAUCAUCGCCGGAACUGGUGUCGGCUCGACCAAGGGAUCGAUCCAACUCAGCAAAGAAGCCGCCGAGGCCGGUGCCGAUUUCGCCAUCGUCAUCCCCUCGGGAUACUAUGCCGGAGCUCUGGGCCGGGAAGCCUUGAAGCAGUACUUUGUCGAUGUCGCCGAGGCCUCGCCUAUCCCCGUCAUGGUCUACAACUUCCCUGGUGCUGCGGGAGGGAUCGACAUGGAUUCGGAUCUGAUCAUCGAUAUCGCAAAGGGCUCAUCCAACAUCUGCGGAGUCAAGCUUACUUGCGGAGCUGUCGGAAAGCUCACUAGGAUCACGGCUGCGACGACAUCAGACGAGUUCAAGCGAGACUACCCCCGAAGGAACCCCCAGGCACCUUUCUUAACUCUAGGUGGAUUUGCCGACUUCAUGCUCCCUACCGUCCUCGGAGGCAAGGCCCACGGUGCCAUCAUGGGUUUGGGCAACGUCUACCCCCACGCCCUCGCCCAACUUUACUACGGAUCCGCCGACCUGCUCAACGAGACCCCUCGAGCUUCUUUGGCCGAGAUGACCCGUCUCCAAGGUCUCGCCUCCGAGGCCGACUGGGCGUUCGUCGCAGCUGGGAUCGCGGGGACCAAGUAUUACCUGCAACAGACCAGGGGUUACGGAGGAGUCUGUCGGUUGCCGAUCUUGCCUUUCCCCGAGGACAAGGGGGCCAAGCUUUUGAAGGACGACCGAGUCAACCAGUUUAUGGAGGUCGAGAAGAAGUUGGAGGCUCAAGCCAAGGGGUCGAAGGUGAACGGAUCGACGAACGGUCAUUAGGUCAGGUGAUCCAAGGCGAAGGGGAGGAUGAGCGAAGUUUCCUUUUCUUUUUGCUGUAUGGGGUUCGAUACGGUUCGGUUUGAAUUGACCCUCGAGCGCCAGGCCUUGAGGUUGUGUUGUACAAGUAACGAUAGCGCACAGACAUGCAACAUGGGGACAUCGGCUCUAUAGUCGUCUUUACUUCGAAGUUACAGUGGCC
Messenger RNA from Filobasidium floriforme, 1468 nucleotides. RefSeq lists its product as uncharacterized. The record is from RefSeq and is a predicted model, not a curated record. Gene Ontology annotation, molecular function: 4-hydroxy-tetrahydrodipicolinate synthase activity. Lineage: Eukaryota; Fungi; Basidiomycota; Tremellomycetes; Filobasidiales; Filobasidiaceae. The transcript is spliced from 6 exons. Bases 220 to 1269 code for a protein of 349 amino acids.